Phoenix dactylifera (date palm) is the source of this 4486-nucleotide messenger RNA. Lineage: Eukaryota; Viridiplantae; Streptophyta; Magnoliopsida; Arecales; Arecaceae. The record is from RefSeq and is a predicted model, not a curated record.
AGCUAUCACACUUGCGCUAUUAUCAACUGCAAGAUUAUCCCGCUUCCAAAAUAACAUUAUGCUCUGAAACUAGCUCAACACUAAUGAUUUCAGUAGUAGAAAAAUGUGCUUUAACAUAUUCUUUUUGAUGAACUUGAUUAGAUACAUGAGUCUGAACAUUUUCUAUUUCAUGAACUUGGACAAAUCACCAUUUUUGGGAAGGUAAUGCUGAGAUUUCUAUCUUUUCCUCAUUGAAAAAUUAACUACUUCUCUAACCAACAGAUUAGGUUGGAAGACUCCUUGUUGAGAUGGUAUGGUCAUUGUAGAAUGAAGAUGAAAGAGAAACACAUGCUCUGGUAACAUACUGAUAGUGUAGAAUUAAAACGAAUACAGAUCCAAUGUUGUUUAAUAAGGAAAGAAAAUACCCAUGUUGAAUGAUCUUAUUUGUAAAAUAAUCAGCAGAGAUCGGAAUUGAGUUAUAUAGAUGCAGAUACCGACCAGAUGAUUUUAGCUUUGCCUGUCACUUGAAUGAAUCGAUGUCCAUAGGUCAGUGUUAUCAGGCAUCACCAAUGAAACGGAGAGUAUUCAAUAAACAACAUUAACGCAUUGUCAUAUCUUUGAUCAUAUACUAAUCAGAUUUUUUGACUCUUUGAGUUUGGUUAUUACUCUAGAAUAUUUCAACUGAAGUAUAUUUGUUUCUUCAGAGUUUAUAAGCUUUGUUUGUUCAUAGAUGCAUUCAAUUUUAUGCUUGCAUUCAUUUAGAUAUCUCAAGACAGUUUUAGAUUCAAAGACUCUCCUUGGAGUCUAAAUGUCACCCAAUGCACCACAUUAAGGAAUCUAUGCUGAGGAAACUACUAGAAGCACUACAAGGCAGAAGAGUGUGAAUCUGUAAUACCGAGGGGCCACAUAUUGAAGGUGCCAAUGAAGAUGCCAAAAUAAAUAAAUAAAUAAAAAAAAGUUGAAUGCUGUGAUAACCUGGAAAAAAAAAACCACCUCUUGAACUAACAGACAGUUAAUAAGUACAUUAUAUAUUGAUAAGAAUGCAGAGGGCAUGCUACUUACAAGUGGAUCCUUGAACUUGCAGAACCUUUUGAGAAGAAAAAUGUUUUUGUUCUGCUUUAGUAUCAAAUAGUAGCUAAUAUUAUGAUUGUUGUGGAAAUAAAGGGGCCUGGACUUAGUCCCACAUCGACUAAAUAGCGGAGAGAUCUGUUCCUUAAAUGGAGGUGGGCUACCUCUUUCUCUUCAGAGACGCUUUUUGCGGGAAAAAACCAUAUGUUGGGAAGAGACUAUGAAAUCCCCUUCAAAACAGACAAUACUUCUGAGGAGAAGCAGUCGCUUCCGCUAUUUAGACUGGUGGGGACGAGGUCGGAGGGCGGCAGAUCCCUCCGUAGCGCUGGACACGUGGGCCGGAGGCCGAUCUCCCUUGACCUUAUUACUGGUGGCCCAUACAGGUCCCCUUGACCCCGGCACAGACCUCCCCACUGGGGGGGCUAUGUUAUGAGAAUAAAGAGGCCUAGACUUAGUCCCAUAUCGACUAAAUAGUGAAGAGAUUUAUUCCUUAAAUGGAGGGGGUCUACCCCUUUCUCUUCAGAGGCGCCUUUUGCGGGGCAAAACCGUGCGUUGGAAAGAGACUAUAAAACCUCCUUCAAAGCGGACAAUACCUUUAAGGAGAAGCAGUCGCUUCCGCUAUUUAGACUGGUGGGGACGAGGUCGAAGGGCGGCAGAUCCCCCGUAGCGCUGGACACGCGGGCCGGAGGCCGAUCUCCCUUGACCUCAUCAAUGUUGAUGUUUCUUACCUAGUUUGUUGUAUUCAGGGUGUACAGCAAGAUAAUUUGGUCCAAGUCUUUCUUCAUAUACAAAUUUACUCUGACAAACAACAUAAUAAUAUAAAUUUAAAAUCUGAGAAUAGAAGUUCAUCAGCUAAUCACUGACAUGUGAAGAAAAAAGCAAAAGACAAUGCUGAUUUAGUUGAAAAAUAGCAAGAGAAAAGGUCUGCACAUACGAGGGACAACAUUUUCUACUGACAUGUGUCACUCCAUUGAGACUUUGUGUAUUAAUCAUUCAUUGUUCAUCAGUAGCUUUGUGCUAUCUAUAAUCAACGACAUGUCUAUAGGUUUUCUAAAGAUAAAUUAACUGCUACAUUCUGUUUUGAGUCCUCUUUCCUUUGUUAUGUACUGUUUAGUGAGUUUGAGGAAAGUGAUAUAUAAGUCACUUAACUGGAUUAUUAUCAUUUCAAUAGUAUUUUUUUUUUCUUUUGCUCAACGUGAUUUUUAAACCGAUUCUUUGAUAGGUCUACCAAACUAAAAUAUUUGUGGUGAUAAUGUUCUCUCGUCUUUUUUCCUGAAAAAAUUGAAAAAUUACGACCAUAUCUCUUUCAUUGUAAUAAUCCAGUGUCAAUUCAUUUAGGAUUCUUUUUCCUUCUAUGCUCACAUGGGCGGCAUCGAAAUGCAUAUUUAUGUUGAAUCAUAUACAAUAUGAUGCCUAGACACAUUAAUUUGUUCUUGUGUGCCCGACGCUAAAUCAAUGUUCCAAAUUUGAAUAUUCUAACCAGUGUGAAACAAGAAUAUCUGGAGAUCCGAACGCUUAAGUGUCUAUCUCAUCACCCUCCUAAAUGCUUUUUCUGGAAUGCUAACUUGAUCUUCCUUGGUCAACAAAAGAUAGAUUAACAGCAAUUCAAACUAAGGUCAUGCAAUCCACCUAACUUCCAAUGUAAUGUUUCCUACCUACAAGUCUCUGGUGACAUCUUACACUGUACCUUAAUUAAGAACAUUUUGGAAGUGGAUGAGGUAUGGUCAUAAUGAUAGAUUGGCGGCCGACGACCACACGCUUAUACGAAAAGCCGUCAAAUUCUUGAGGCAGCCAUGGAGGUCAUAGUUGAUAGUUUAGUUGGACCAGAACUCCAGAAGUAUGACUGAUGAAUUAUUCUUCUAUAAAAGCACAUUCUGAUAUGCAGAAUUCUAUCAGUACAUAAUUGAAAGUUCUUAGAGGCACACUGUUUUUGUUGAGAAUUUCCAUCCUAAUUCAUACUUACAAAGUAGUCUUGAUGGAAAAAUCAAAAUCCAACAUCAAUCUAAUACAGGCCCCAACGUAUGGGAAUCUGAUAACCAUUCUAAGCAUUGAUGGAGGAGGAAUUAGAGGAAUUAUUCCUGCUGUCAUCCUCAGCUUCUUAGAAUCGGAACUUCAGAAACUUGAUGGUGAGGAUGCAAGGAUUGCCGACUAUUUUGAUGUGAUUGCAGGAACGAGCACCGGUGGUCUUGUGACAGCAAUGUUGACUGCACCAGAUGAAGAUAAUCGCCCACUGUUUGCAGCAAAAGACAUAGAAUCCUUCUACCUAGCAGAAAGCCCAAAAAUAUUUCCACAAUAUGGAGGAAUUUUGGCUCCAAUAAUGCGAAUGGUUAGAGCUCUAUGGGGUCCCAGGUACAACGGAAAAUAUCUUCAUAAACUUAUCAGGGAAAAUCUGGGAAGCAUGCGACUGCACCAAACCUUAACUAACGUGGUUAUUCCAACUUUUGACAUCAAGCGGCUCCACCCUACCAUUUUCUCCAGCUAUGAGGUGAAGCGUAAGAGCAUUCUGAAUGCACAGCUCUCGGACAUCUGCAUUGGAACUACUGCAGCACCCACGUACCUCCCAGCCCAUUACUUUGAAACCAAGGAUGCCAAAGGGAACGUGAGAGAGUUCCACCUUAUUGAUGGAGGAGUUGCUGCUAAUAAUCCAGCAUUGAUUGCGAUUCGAGAAGUAACGAAGGAGGUGCACAAAGGGAACCCAGAUUACUUCCCCUACAGACCUAUGGACUAUCGCAAACUUCUACUUAUAUCAUUAGGAACCGGUUCAGCAAAGGUUGAAGAAAGGUACACAGCAAAACGUGCUAGCAAAUGGGGAGUUCUGGGGUGGUUGCUGAGUGGCGGAUCCACGCCAUUGGUGGAUGUGUUUAUGCAAUCAAGUGCUGAUAUGGUUGACAUACACAUUUCAGUGGUCUUUCAGGCCCUCCGGUCUGAAUCAAAUUAUCUUCGGAUUGAGGAUGAUACUUUGAACGGGACUGUAUCUUCUGUUGAUGUCUCCACGAAGGACAACUUGCAGGAUCUCGUUAAGAGGGGUGAGCAGUUGUUGAAGAAACCAGUCUCAAGGGUGAACCUGGAGACUGGUGUGUUUGAAACAGUAGGGAAUGGAGAAGGAACAAACAAAGAUGCUCUUAGAAGGUUUGCUAAACUCCUUUCACAUGAAAGAGGACUCCGUGAGUCAAGAUCCCCGCAUGUGAAAAUGCCCAGAAAACAUUAAUGUGCGUCGCUCGGUGUAACUCCAUGAAAUUUUUCCUUUCUUGACGGGAGAAGAAGCCAAUUGUACACUGUAUGCAAGCAAUAUACGAAUUCAUAUAUGGUGGAUGAAGUUAAUUCAUGCAAUUCAAGAAAUAAUAGCAUUGCGACACUGUAGGCAAAUUUGCCAGAAGGAAAGUUCUGUAGAUUAGUACAUUUUAAAAAGGCAAUAUAAUUCAUUCAUUCUAUUCUAAAA